AUGGUGCUUCAUGGGAUGUUCCUCGCCCAUUUCAUGUACCAGACGAAGCUCGAGUGCCACUUUUUCAACAGGACGCAGCAGGUGCGCUACCUGGACAGGGACAUCUACAACCGGCAGGAGAUCGCCCACUUCGACAGCGACCUUGGGAAACACGUGGCCCUCACCCCGUUGGGGCACUUUGUGGCCGACUCUCUCAACAGAGGGCCGAAGUGGAUUCCUUCUGCCGGCACAACUAUGAGGUCCAAGCCCACCGUCACCAUCUCCCCCACCAAGAUGGACCCCGGUUCCCCCAACACCGUCCUCCUCUGCACCGCGACGGGCUUUUACCCCCUGGAGAUCGACGUCCAGUGGCUGAAGAACGGGCGGCCGGAGAAGGAGGGCAUCGCCUUCGGGGAGGAGCUCCAGAAUGGAGACUGGAUCUACCAGCUCCAGGUGAUGCUGGAGACCCAGCCCCAGCGUGGGGACAUCUACGCUUGCAAGGUGGGGCACGCCACCCUGGAGGCCCCCAUCAUUGUCCAGUGGGAGCCACGUUCCUCCAACGCUGCCAAGAGCAAGCUCUGGAUGGGGGCUGUGGGGGCUGUGGUGGGGGUGGUCUUCCUGGCCGUGGGGCUCUCCCUCUACCUGAAGAACAAGAAAACAACUCCCAUCCAGCAACCCGCAGCACUCAUGAGUUAAUCCUGCUAUCCCUUCCUG
Python bivittatus (Burmese python) is the source of this 693-nucleotide messenger RNA. The record is from RefSeq and is a predicted model, not a curated record. NCBI's taxonomy places the organism in Eukaryota, Metazoa, Chordata, Lepidosauria, Squamata, Pythonidae.